This is a messenger RNA of Beauveria bassiana ARSEF 2860, 678 nucleotides long. RefSeq lists its product as uncharacterized. The record is from RefSeq and is a predicted model, not a curated record. NCBI's taxonomy places the organism in Eukaryota, Fungi, Ascomycota, Sordariomycetes, Hypocreales, Cordycipitaceae. Bases 1 to 678 code for a protein of 225 amino acids. The transcript has 2 exons.
AUGUCUUCGUCUUCCAACUGUCGUUGCAACAAGCUCAUUUCAGCAACCGAGCCUAGCGAGCGAACCACGCGCCCCCAUUUUGGCAAUAUACUACCUAUAUUGGAGAUUCCUACUGGACCUCUUUCUUCAUUCCAAGGGUCGACGCUACAGCACCCUGGAUAUCACGCCAAUACCUUUGCUGAUGCUGCAUCUGGCAAAGCACGAGCGGAGAUGGGCCAGCAUGACGAUUGGACGGAAGCCAGUUCAACGCCAUGGGCGCAAACUCUCACUGCUUUUGACUUGAACGCUCCUUCUUUAUCUCUGGACAGCUUGGAAUAUGGCGAGCAAUCCGGAGCCCGAAGGCAACGCUCCCUUGAGGCUGUGACACCGAGUCUGGCGAGAGCCAUCUGCCAUAUACACGGCCCAGCGAGCCAGGUUCGAGAUACACUCCCGACGAAUGUUGAGUUUCCUUUCAACUCGGCCUUUGGAAGAAUGAGCUCUGCUAUCGAUCAGCCGCUGUUCAAGGCGACGGGCUGCCAGGAACUCUCGAACUUCAACCUCCAAGCAAGCACUGAUGCUUCGAGGUUCCUGUCUGGGAGUCUUCCGGACCCGUUUAUCCCUCCGUUGAUCGAGAACGACUCUAAGUCACCGUUCAGCAUUGACACAAACUUGUCCCCAGCAAGUACCAAACUGCUCUGA